Helianthus annuus (common sunflower) is the source of this 1267-nucleotide messenger RNA. Its product is annotated as flavonol 4'-sulfotransferase. The record is from RefSeq and is a predicted model, not a curated record. NCBI's taxonomy places the organism in Eukaryota, Viridiplantae, Streptophyta, Magnoliopsida, Asterales, Asteraceae. Gene Ontology annotation, biological process: sulfation. Gene Ontology annotation, cellular component: cytoplasm. The coding region runs from base 115 to 1056 and encodes 313 amino acids. The transcript has a single exon. Gene Ontology annotation, molecular function: sulfotransferase activity.
AAGUUGAGCCUGCUACAUGACAAAUACCCAGUAGUUAUAGGACACUCAUGUGAAGAUUAAAUAUUAAAUCAAUUGAAGGUGUUUUUCACUUGUUGAGCUUAACCUGCUAGAGACAUGGAGGAGAUGUUCAAAACACUUCCUCAGCACACUAGUAGCUGGUUGAAAGGCAAGCAAACCUUGUACAAGUAUCAAGACGUAUGGAACCAUGAAAAGUUCCAUGCAGGAGGAAUUUUAGCAAGACAAAGCUUCAAGGCGCGAUCAAAUGAUGUAUUUCUAUGUAGUUAUCCCAAGAGUGGCACAACAUGGCUAAAGGCCUUGGCUUAUGCCAUCGUAACCCGAAAAAAGUUCGAUGCAUCAACCAGCCCUUUGCUCACAACCAUGCCUCAUAACUGCAUUCCCACCCUUGAUAAAGAAAUUGAACAAAUUAUAGAAAAACACCCCAACACCUCACGCUUUGCACCCAUAGCCACACACCUUCCUUACAAUUCCCUGCCAGAAUCAAUCAGAGCUUCGAACUGCAAGAUAGUUUACGUAUACCGGAAUGUAAAAGAUGUCAUAGUUUCUUAUUACCAUUUCAUGAGAGAAAUAUACAAACUACCCAUGGAAGAUGCCCCAUUUGAGGAGGCGUUUGACGAGUUUUGUCAAGGCUUUUCAAUAUAUGGACCAUAUUGGGAUCAUAUCUUGGGAUACUCAAAAGCAAGCUUGGAGAGACCUGAGACAACUCUUUUCCUGAAAUAUGAAGAUAUGCAAAAGGAUCCUACAAGCAACGUGAAGAGACUUGCAGAGUUCAUUGGGUAUCCCUUUACAGCCCAAGAAGUGGAAGAAGGUGUGAUAGAAAGUAUUACAAAGAUGUGUAGUUUUGAGAAUUUGAGCAACUUAGAAGUAAACAAAACUGGUCUUCAAAAAGGAGAACGGUUCCUUGUGCCUGAAAACCGAUUCUACUUCAGGAAGGGUAAGGUUGGAGAUUGGGAGAACUACUUCACAGAUGAGAUGAUCGAAAAGAUUGACAAACUGAUUGAUGAGAAGUUGAGCUCCACCGGUUUAGCUCUAAAGUGAAAGGGAUCACACUGUUGGCUCAUGAUUUUAGUCUAUGCUUAAAGUUAUGAUUUUAAAUAAGUGAUGUUCUUGCUUUCAAAUAAGUGAGGGCUAUGUCUCUCUUUGAAUGGGUGUUUUCCAUCCAUCAUAAUGUGAUGUUCUUGCUUUCAAAUUUAAACUAUAUAUGUUGUUGUAUGUCUAUUAGUAUUGAUAGUUUCUUUGCUUUGCUUUU